This is a messenger RNA of Thelazia callipaeda (thelaziosis nematode), 453 nucleotides long. The record is from the annotation of a GenBank genome assembly. NCBI's taxonomy places the organism in Eukaryota, Metazoa, Nematoda, Chromadorea, Rhabditida, Thelaziidae.
AAUUCAGCAGCACAAAUGAUUGAUGAUUCUUCUGAUAGCGAUGAUGAUUUUGGUCCUUCACAACAUAAGCAAGAUAUGCAAUUGGAAAAAUUAGAAAAUCAGCCUUUUCAUCGAAGAACUCGAAAAGAGCCACAGAAAUUUAAUGAAAAUCAACUCAAAUCUAAUUUGUUGCAUUUACUAAAGUCAUUAGACUACGAUAUUGACGAAAAUGCUGAAAUAGAAGAUGCUGGUUUGCUUACUAUUCUCGAAUACUGCUUAGAAAAUUCAACAGCAUGCUAUUUGUGCUUUGAAAAAUUUAUCAAUGCUCUUGGUUAUAAUACAGUACAUUUUUGGCGAUAUGCAGUACCAUAUAUUUAUGAUUCCGAUCUAACAUACGGUACUAAAUUUCGUGAUUCGCUGUUAUUCAGCUUAACUCUGUUUGAUGUAAGCAAUGCAAGAAAUAAAUUGAGAUAG